Molecule: messenger RNA, 1339 nt
Organism: Asterias rubens (European starfish)
Lineage: Eukaryota; Metazoa; Echinodermata; Asteroidea; Forcipulatida; Asteriidae
Product: ras-related protein Rab-32B-like
Exons: 11
Coding region: 243-920 (225 amino acids)
Biological process (GO): phagosome-lysosome fusion; endosome to lysosome transport
Cellular component (GO): lysosome; phagocytic vesicle; late endosome
Molecular function (GO): GTP binding; GTPase activity
Source: RefSeq, a predicted model, not a curated record
CUUGUUGUCGGCGUUGUCGGCUUGUUGUCGGCUUUUAGUAGGACCCGUGAAUCGUGUUAGUGCUUGGAUGGGUGGAAGUGGCGAAGUGAACUUCAAGUUCAAGGUCCGAGUUGCAUAAGUAUUUAUUCACAUGACGGGUUUGUCCAACAAAGCUUCUAACUGUAGACAACUACCCGACUAGUGGAGGAUUUGAAGAGGGCGAUGGGCAGUCGUCAGAGUUGAGUUUCCAUGGGUCAACCACAAUGUCAUCUUCGGAGAAAAGUGUGACCGAACAUCUGUACAAGGUUCUUGUCAUUGGAGAGUUUGGAGUCGGUAAGACGUCUAUUAUAAGAAGAUAUACAGAAGAUAAAUUUUCACCCAACUAUAAGCUGACAAUUGGAGUUGACUUUGCCCUGAAACCAAUUGAGUGGGAUUCAACUAAAAGAGUUAAUUUACAGCUGUGGGAUAUUGCUGGACAUGAAAGAUUUGGUCACAUGACUAGAGUGUACUAUAAAUAUGCGAUUGCUGCUGUCAUUGUGUUUGAUCUAUCAAGACCAGCAACAUUUGACUCCGUUCUCAAGUGGUACUUGGAUGUCAACCAGAAAGUGAUGCUUGCCAAUGAACAACCUGUCCCUAUUCUUUUAAUAGCCAAUAAGUGUGACCUUGAGGAUACAGUGCUAGAUUCCAAAAUGCUGGAGGAAUUCUGCCAACAGCAUAACUUCAUUGGAUGGUUUGCAACAUCAGCUAAGGAUAAUGUAAACAUCGAGGAAGCGAUGAGAUUUCUAGUCAAGAAUAUUCUAGAGCUGACAGCAGAGGGAGCUAAACCCAGCGAGCACAUCUCACUCCAUCAAGACAAAGAUUACUUUGAUACCAUCGACGAAGAGGAAGAGAUCAGUAACAACUCUGAAGAGGACACCAAGUCCAAGUGCUGCUCGAUAUAACUCGCAGCGGCGUAGGAAUUAUGUCUAGAUGUCUGGGAUUUAGGCUCAAGCCGUAUCAUUUGGACUUACACACCAGAAAAGUCAGCUUAACAGUGCUUUCAACUGAUGAAACAAAAAUUUCAAAUCCUGGUCUGCGGCAAUUUUGGGUAUUUUGGUCCAAGCCGCUUGUGGCCGCUAUGGUCUCUAUAGGGUUGAGCCAUUUAGAUUGUCCUCCCCUCACAGACUAUAUCUUAGGACCUGGAACAAUUCCAAACAGUCACUAACAAAAACAAGCUUGAACAAGGAAACAAGUAAAGAAGAUAAAGGCGAUUAAUUCAAAGUGAACAUUUAUCUAAGUUGGCGCCUUCCUCUUUGCUUUCCCAAGAGUAUAUGCUGGACCCAACUUCAUAGCGCUGAUUUACGGUAAGCAAAUUUUCAAG